This is a messenger RNA of Porites lobata, 1372 nucleotides long. The record is from the annotation of a GenBank genome assembly. NCBI's taxonomy places the organism in Eukaryota, Metazoa, Cnidaria, Anthozoa, Scleractinia, Poritidae.
AUGCUUAAGAUGAACAAACGAGGCAAGGAUGUGAACUGGUCAAAGUUUGCAAAUGCAUCGCCUAAACCAAAGAGACUUCACUUAGAAGAGGAUGACUGUGAUGGUCUUUUUCACUGCCCAGUGCAAAUUUGUAACCACGAGGGAUUCGCUACGCAAAGAGGCUGUAGAAAACACGUAAAGAACAAACACAGUUGGUACUAUUACUUCGACGAGAAGCCAGACAGUGCUCAAAUCGAAAAGCUUAAUGUCGAUGAAACCAGCAAAUGUGAAGCCAGUGAUCAGAAGAUUACACCGCGUAAAAGCAGGACAAUUGCCUCUUUUGAUCCUAAGAACAAAAUUACCAAGAACUUUUUUUUUCGUGGCUCACUGGCAGUGGUGGGGGCUGUAAAGUGAUCGACAAGCACAACAGAUCGUUAGCAAGUGCUUGAAGUUUCUCAAAUUUUGUUGCGAGGACGAAGAGGAGGUCACAUUUGACAUUGUGGACUUUAGUUUAUGUUCACCUAAUCUCCUUUUUAAGUUUGUUGAUACGAUGCAGGAUGAUUGGAACCUCGACACGCCGGACGCAUAGGCUACUUGGAUGCCAUUGCAGAAUUGGUGGAUUAUCGAAAAGUGAAUGGAGCAUCGGAAUCGGUAUUGAGGGGCUGACUUCAACAGAAAUUUACUUGAAAAAAGUGCGCAAAACCGUUUCCAAAAUGAUGCGGUUGCAGUGGACCAGUGAGCUCGACAUCGAUGCCUUAGAAGCCAAAGGGCACUGGGCCACACUAGAAGAACUGUUGGAAGUCGUGGGUCGCUACCUGCCGCGCUACGAGAGCGUGCUGAAAUCAUGCAAAGAGAAACCUGGUGCUGUUUUGCCAAUAGAUUUAUCUUUUGCUACCAAAUUUGUGGCCGUCUAUUUAUUUAUCAAGGUCAAGGGCUCGCGCGCCCCAUGACAUAUCAGUACUUAACAGUGGAAAUGGUGAACAAAGCCAAGACUAACGGUGGAUUUGUAGACCAGAAAAUGUUCAAAACGGCUGGCAAAUAUGGCUUCGAUUCUCUUUACCUGACUGAGACGAGCAUGCAAGUGUUGGAUGGCUACAUCAACCACAUUCGCCCCCUACUCAGACCGACCUGCGACUUUGUAUUGGUCACAAGAAAUGGAGGGCAGCACCAAAAACUGGGAGGGCUAAUGAGUAAACUGGUCUUUGAUGCAACGGGAAAGUACGUUCACCCGACUCGCUAUCGACAGAUAGUGGAGACCGCGAGUUCUAGACAGCUGAGCAGCAGCGCGCAGAGCACAAUCUCCGAGGACCAGAAAUAUAGCUCUGUUGUUGCAAGGGUUCACUAUCAGAAGCAGCGAUCGCGCGAGGUGGCAAGUAAAGCACAUGAAUAUUUG